Molecule: messenger RNA, 3864 nt
Organism: Tympanuchus pallidicinctus (lesser prairie-chicken)
Lineage: Eukaryota; Metazoa; Chordata; Aves; Galliformes; Phasianidae
Exons: 20
Coding region: 10-1992 (660 amino acids)
Source: RefSeq, a predicted model, not a curated record
UCGAGCCGGAUGACGGGCGGUGCCCUCCAGCCCCGCGCCGCCGCCGCCACCAUGAGCUUCGCCGCGCUGCUGCGGCUCCGCGGGCCGCGGCUGCUCCGGGCCGUCCUCCACCCGCAGCGCUGGAGCCGGCGGCGCGGCGGCGGCUGCGAGCCUCCAGCGGGCGCCGCUGUGCGCAUCGGCUGCGCCUCGGGCUUCUGGGGGGACACGGCGGCCGCGGUGCCGCAGCUGCUGUACGGCGGGAAGCUGGACUUCCUCGUCUUCGAUUACCUCUCCGAGAUCACCAUGUCGCUGCUGGCGGCUGCCAAAGCCCGCUCUCCCGUGCUGGGUUACGCUCCGGAUUUCGUCUCCGCUGCCAUGGCUCCGUACAUAAAAGAUAUUCACAGGAAAGGUGUUCGUGUCAUCAGUAAUGCGGGUGGGAUCAACCCUCUGGCUUGUGCGGCCGCUCUGCAGGAGGUGGCAGAGAAGGCAGACGUUGAUUUGAAAAUAGCUGUUAUUACUGGAGAUGACCUAAUGAGUGAGAAAGAGAACCUAAGAGGAGCUGGCAUCACUGAUUUGGAGAGUGGCAAACCAUUUCCAGAGAGUGUUCAUAGCAUGAACGUGUAUCUUGGGGCAAGACCAGUAAGCAGAGCUCUUGACCUUGGGGCUGACGUUGUAAUCACUGGUAGAUGCGUCGACAGCGGGAUUGUAUUAGGGCCGCUCAUUCACUCUUUUGGCUGGAAUAGGGAUGAAUUUGACUUGCUAGCUGCAGGAAGCCUUGCAGGUCAUCUUAUUGAAUGUGGUGCUCAGUGUACUGGUGGAAUAUUCACUGACUGGCAUUUGGUACCAGACUGGCACAACAUAGGCUUUCCCAUUGUAGAGUGCUCUUCUGAAGGAGACUUCAUUAUUUCCAAACCACCCGACACAGGGGGGCUGAUCUCCUUUGGCACUGUGGCUGAACAGCUGGUGUAUGAAGUGGGCAAUCCUCAGCGCUACCUUUUACCAGAUGUCACCUGUGACUUUUCUCAAGUUUCCAUCAUUGAAAUUCCAGGUUUUGAAGGUGGUGCAGUGAAAGUUCAUGGAGCGAAAGGAUCCCCUCCUUCAGCGUUUUAUAAGGUAAGUGCCACUUACCUUGAUGGUUUCAGAGCUACUGCUGUCUGUCCGGUGGGAGGUCCGAAGGCUGUACAAAAGGGAAAACUCACUGCAGAAAGUAUUCUCAAAAGGACACGUCUCAUUUUCAGUCAGCUUGGGUACGAAGAUUACAGUGCAGUUAACAUACAGGUUUUAGGGUCUGAAGAUACAUAUGGGCCGCACGCUAGAAGGAGUAUAGAUGGUCAGGGUCCUCGAGAAGCUGUUAUUUGGCUUGCAGUACAUCAUAAGCAAAAAGAAGCUUUAGAAAUCUUCUCCAAAGAGAUUGCACCAGCUGGAACUGGCAUGGCACCUGGCCUCACUGGAGUUAUUGGAGGGCGCCCUAGAAUAUCUCCAGUUUUGAAGCCAUUUUUCUUCCAUUAUCCAAAGAGCAAUGUCCAGAUCAACUUAUUUCUAAAUGGUCAGUAUGUUGAGACAUUUGAGGAGGAUCUCACGUUUACAUCAGAUGAGGCUGUUUCCUUUGAUCCACCCAAGAUUAAUGCUGAAUUGAAAGAUCUGCCAAGUGGCCACCAUACCUACCGCCUAGAGGAUCUUGCCUAUACUAGAAGUGGAGACAAAGGCAACUCUGCAAACAUAGGUGUCAUAGCACGGCAUCCUUUGUAUUAUCCAUAUCUAAAGAAAACUUUAACUGCUCAAGCCUUGGAGAACUACUUUGAACACCUUUUAGAGCGAGAAAAACCUGAAGAAGAGCUGGUAUCAAGAUAUGAAUUGCCAGGAAUCCAUGCAUUAAAUUUUGUUUUGAGGAAUUCCCUUGGUGGUGGUGGUGUAGCAUCCCUAAGGAGUGACCCACAGGGCAAAGCACUUGGGCAGAUGCUGCUGGAUUUCCAGAUUAAAAAUGUUCCUGAUUUAAAAUCAUUGAUAGAGUAACAGGUGCUUGAUACAUACGUUUUUGUAACACUUUUGAGUAAUAUAAAAAUGUCAUAAGGAAGAAGUUUUUGAGUCACAGAAUCACAGAAUGGAUGGGGUUGGAAGGGACCCCAAGGAUCAUGAAUCUCCACCCCCCCCUGCCACAUGCAGGGCCACCAACCUUCACAUUUAUUGCCAGCCCAGGCUGCCUAAGGCCCCAUCCAACCUGGCCUUGAACACCUCCAGGGAUGGACAGGGCAUCCACAGCCUCUCUGGGCAGCUGUUCCAGCACCUCACCACUCUCUCUGUAAAGAAGUUCCCCCUGACAUCCAACCUCAAUCUUCCCUCCCUCUUAAAACCAUUUCCCCUUGUCCUGCUGUUAUGUAACCUUUCCAAGAGUCAGACUUAAAAGUCACCGCAGAAAAUCAGCGACAGUUCUCUCUCAGAGGCUUUGCUAUAUGGUACAAAUUAAUAACUGCUUUGAGUCAUGCCAGACUUACAGCUCCGUCUGUGACUAAUAACAUUUGAUGGAGAAUUAAUUUAUUUCCUGUAAAAUAGAAUUAAACAAAUUGCAACGUAACAUUUAAUUAUGAGACAAGAUACAGUCUUUGUUCCAAGAUGAAAAUUACCUCCUGUUCCAUUCAUCUCUUUUCCUUCUCUAAAUCUUUAUUUGAAAAUUAAAUAGACCAGUAUAGUUGAGCUCCUGUCAGCAGUCUUUGUCCUGUGUGUAGAGUGAAGCUAGACAACCUGCUGUGCAUCACCAUGAAGUUAGCACUGCCUGGCACUGGAGAACAGCUUUCCCUAAUGGGCCGUGAAGAAGUUUAGUAAUUGUUACUACUGUGUAGCAACCAGUAGUAAAUGCAGCCCUUUGGUGGUGAUCCAUCAACUUUCCAGCUCUUUGUCCAAUUAAUGACAGAUUUAUCUAUUACUUCCAGCAUCUUUCUAAUGAAUGGCUUAGGUUGGAAGGGACCUUGAAGAUCCUCGAGCUCCAGCCUCCCUGCCAAGUCCAUCUAUCAGUUGAAAAGGACUAACCAAUGAAGUGCUCUCUUGUCUCUGUCCCGACUCCAGUUAUCCCCUCUGCAUUUCCCUUUCCCCAUCCACCCUUUUCCCCUGCUGCAAUAUAUUACUAGUCUAUCCAAAUUAGGGUACUGAGAACUUUUUCACUUGAUUAAGCGGAGGCCCCCAAGAUCUGUGUCAGUUCCUGUGGCACUGUCAGGAUAGAAAUUCUGGCCCAAAAAUUAGCUCUGUUUCUUCUGCAGAAGCCAUGCAAAUAUUACUGUGCACAUUCCAACAUUUCAGAAAUGAAUCUUCCCUUUUAUUUUGGGAAGACUGUACUAAUAGUAUAAGAAAAAUGAUGAAAAUAAGUAUUUGAUGAACUUCACUGAACUGCUUUCCUAAAUCUCACACUGUGCUACCAUUAUUACUAAUUUCCUAGCCCCCUUGCUUGCUAAUGAGGAUUAUACAACAAAUUGUUCCCCCCUUUUCUGUGGCUUUAACUUGAAGUUAUAAGCAAGAGCUUUAUCCAUCUCAACACAUUAGCCAGCUGUAGAUGCUACCUGUGUAACACAGUUCAUGGAAGGUGUUCUGAGAAAUGGAUCAUUACUUCAUUGCAGAAGAGCGUGCAACUUCAUAUGUUUCUGCUGAUUUUCAUGUUUACAUUCAUUGCUCAUUUAGAAAACUGUUGUUAAUAAUCUGGAAGCCUUUUACCCCAGCAAAAUACACAAACGUAUUGAGAGGAAAUAAAAAAUAAAAAGCUGAUAGACCUCAGUAGCAAACCUGCGGAGAUGAGAAAGGCAAUGGUGAAUAUGUGCAGUUUAUUCAGUGUGCUGCUUAAGUGACUGUAAAUGUGUACGCAGCUAUUUUGGAAUUAAAGUAUACAUUUCUAAGUAUAAA